This is a messenger RNA of Lichtheimia ornata, 504 nucleotides long. RefSeq lists its product as uncharacterized. NCBI's taxonomy places the organism in Eukaryota, Fungi, Mucoromycota, Mucoromycetes, Mucorales, Lichtheimiaceae. The record is from RefSeq and is a predicted model, not a curated record. The transcript is spliced from 5 exons. Bases 1 to 504 code for a protein of 167 amino acids.
AUGGAUAUAUGGGUAUCACUGCAUGUGGGCUAUUCAACAAACUACUUCUCUUCUGGUGCUUGGAUCCUUCAAGGACGAACCUAUCAUUGUACACCAUGUCAUGAUCAAGCAACAACGUCCACAGCAUUUCUCAGUACCGGCACACCGUAUUAUGUGAUUACAUUUGAACAUCACUUGCAUGGACGUCUGCAGCACCAAACAACGGCAUUCAUACCUUUCGGUGAGCCAAAGCGUUAUCUUGCGUCGAUUUUUCUUUUGACCCAUAUCCUGACACGCCUGCACGCUACGCAUCAAUCAUAUCAACAUCAACCACAAGGCAUUUGGGAAGUGGAACAAGCUACUUGCGAAGUGGAACAAGCUACUUGCGAAGUGGAACAAGCUACUUGCGAAGUGGAACAAGCUACUUGCGAAGUUGAACACGCCAUUUCAGAAGUGAACCAAGCUACUGCAAGAAGUGGAACAACCUAUUUGAGAAGUGGAACUGUUGAUUCCGAAACGUCCUAG